CCUCCUAAAUUCCUUUCUGGUCUCUUUCCGGCCAUGUGCGAUUGCAGUUUCCUCUGGGCGUCCAUUUCAACAGCAGGCUGCAAUUAAUCAGCGGAGAAAUAAGGCGAGGAGGAGCAGAAGAGCGAGGAAAGGGAGCAGGCGAAGAGGACCAGAAAGGGGACAAGAAGGGGUCCACUCCAUAGACCACCCUGCCAAGGCUCCCCCAGCGCGUUUCCCUUCCUGGGUGGGGGCAGAGGAGCGUUUGCAGAGGAGCCUCCUGGCCUUUGGGAUCUGGGGAUUCAGCUUCCUGGAGAAAAGAUCUCUGCCCUCCACAGAAGACCCUUGGCAGAUGUGAGUGGAUGGGGUGGCCGGGAGCUGCCACCCGGGUCCUUGGGGCAGGAGGGGCGCUGCCUGCCUGGGUGCGCCACCCUCUUCCUCCAUCCCUGCAAAGCCCACCUCGGGUGGGGCUUGCCUGGGGCUUCUGCCCAGAGAGGGCACCAAAGUCUCAUCCCCUCUCCAGCCCCAAAGCUAUGGCGAGAUUUCCCCCACCUCCAUUCCUUUCUGGGCCAGAAUUCCAGCUGGGCUGGAUCGCUCUGAGCCGGGCUUGAACCUCGCAGCUGGAGAAGCCUCUUCCGUCAGCUUUCGGGGGGACACCUCCCUUUUCAGCCCCCCAAUCUGGUUUUACCUAUAUUUCCAUCCCUUGAAGCUUCCAGAAGAAGACACCGGAUCGAAGGAGAUCCUGUCGCAUCUUAGAGAAAUAGAAAGAGGUUUCUAAUAUAUAUGCAGUUGCCAGCAAGGAAUAUUAUAUAUCACAGCAGGAUUUUAGCCGCGUCUUGAGCUCCCCUCCGCUAAAAAAGGGGGAGAGGAUUUUCUGUGGCUUGGAGGGCUUUGCAUGCCACCAAAGGCCAUGCAGUGAGAAGGAUGUCUCUGUCCAGGCUGAACAGUUUCCUCAAUGGCUUCCUGGAGGACCCCUCUGAGACGGAGGCGGCCGGAGCAGGGGACAUGUCCGGGGUCCUCAAGCGCUUGGAGACGGGCACUGUCCUCACCCUCUUCUACCAGAAGAAAUCCCAGAGGCCCGAGCGGAGGAACUUCCAAGUCCGCUUGAAAAGCAGGCAGGUUGUCUGGAGCCGCACCCCAGAGAAGGUGGAAGGGGAUGUGGACAUUAGGGAAAUUAAGGAGAUCCGUCCAGGGAAGAAUUCCCGGGAUUUUGAACGAUACCCAGAAGAUGCCCGGAAACUGGAUUCGGCUUUGUGCUUCGUUGUCUUAUACGGAAUUGACUUCAGGCUGAAGACCUUGAGCUUGGCUGCCUUUUGCGAAGAAGAUGUCAACCUCUGGGUGGCCGGCUUGAAUUGGCUGCUGACGGACACGCAGCGAUCGCAGACGCCGCUCCACAUCGAACGGUGGCUGAGGAAGCAGUUUGACUCGAUGGACAGGUCGAGAGAAGGCAGCAUCACCCCCAAGGAUCUGAAGGCCAUGUUGCCGCAGGUCAACUACCGCGUGCCUAACAUGAGAUUCCUCCGGGACAAGCUUCUGGAGGUCGAAGUCCGGAAUGAAAUCACCUUCAGCCACUUUGCACACUUCUAUAAAAACCUGAUGUUUGAUGCUCAGAAAUCGAUAAUUGAGCAGCUGGAGCUGUCCUUCCCCUUACGCAACGUAGACCGGCCAGAACUCUGCCAGAUCACGCUGUACGACUUCCAGAAGUUCCUGCAAUACGACCAGAAGGAGCCGUGGGCAAGUGACAUUGCCAAAGUCCGGGAGUUCAUGUGCAACUACCUCCGGGAUCCCUUCAGCGACAUGGCGGAGCCCUUCUUCCAGCUGGACGAGUUCCUGACGUUCCUCUUCUCCAAAGAAAACAUGGUCAUGGAUUCCAGGUUCGACCGAGUGGUGCCGGAAGAAAUGAACUACCCUUUGACUCAGUACUGGAUCUCGUCCUCCCAUAACACGUAUCUCACGGGGGACCAGUUCUCCAGCGAAUCUUCUCUGGAAGCCUACUCCCGCUGCCUCCGGAUGGGGUGCCGCUGCAUAGAAUUGGACUGUUGGGACGGUCCAGACGACCUGCCAAUCAUCUACCACGGCCAUACACUCACCUCCAAAAUCAAAUUCUUGGACGUUCUGCACACCAUCAAGGAACACGCUUUCGUCACCUCUGAGUUCCCCGUCAUCCUCUCCAUCGAGGACCAUUGCAGCAUUGUGCAGCAGAGGAACAUGGCCGCACACUUCAAGAAGGUCUUUGGGGACAUGCUGCUUACCAAACCGGUGGACAUCAACGCAGACCAGCUGCCCUCACCUGCCCAGCUCAAGAAGAAGAUCCUCAUCAAGCACAAGAAGCUGGUCGAAGGGAACCUCUACGAGGAAGUCUCCUUGGCCAGCUACUCUGAGAACGACAUCAGCAACUCCAUCAAGAACGGCAUCCUUUAUCUCGAAGACCCCAUUGACCACACGUGGAGCCCGCACUACUUUGUUCUGACCAGCAACAAGAUCUAUUACUCCGAGGAGACCUCCCGCUACCAGUCCAACGAGGACGAGGAGGAGACGGAGCAGAAAGAGGAGUUUAACAACAAUGAACUCCACUUCAGCGAGAAAUGGUUCCACGGCAAGCUGGGCGGGGGCCGCGACGGGCGGCAGAUCGCAGAGAAGCUGCUCCACGAGUAUUGCACCGAGACGGGCGGCAAAGACGGCACUUUCCUGGUGCGGGAGAGCGAGACCUUUGUGGGCGACUACACCCUCUCCUUCUGGCGUUCCGGCCGCGUUCAGCACUGCCGCAUUCACUCCCGGCAGGAAGCCGGCGCCACAAAGUUCUACCUGACGGACAACCUGGUCUUUGACAGCCUCUACAGCCUCAUCUGCCACUACCGCGAGGUGCCCCUGCGCUGCAACGAGUUCGAGAUGCGCCUGACGGACCCUGUGCCCCAGCCCAACGCCCACGAGAGCAAGGAGUGGUACCACGCCAACCUCACCCGCCUGCAGGCAGAACACAUGCUGAUGAGAGUCCCGCGAGAUGGAGCCUUCCUGGUGCGCAAGCGCGGCGAGCCCAACUCCUACGCCAUCUCCUUCCGGGCGGAAGGCAAGAUAAAGCACUGCCGGAUCCAGCAGGAGGGUCGUCUUUUCAUGCUGGGCAGCUCGGCGGAGUUCGAGAGCCUCCUCGACCUGGUCAGCUACUACGAGAAGCACCCGCUGUACCGCAAGAUGAAGCUGCGCUACCCGAUCAAUGAGGAGACGCUGGAGAAGAUGGGCACGGCGGAGUUGGACUACGGAGCGCUGUACGAGGUGCGGACCCCUCACUUCUAUGUAGAAGCCAACAAGAUGCCCACAGCCCGGUGCACAGUGAAGGCCUUGUAUGACUACAAAGCCCAGCGGGAAGACGAACUGUCGUUCUGCAAGCAAGCCAUUAUUCACAACGUUGACAAACAGGAUGGAGGAUGGUGGCGAGGAGACUACGGCGGCAAGAAGCAGCUCUGGUUCCCCGCCAACUACGUGGAGGAGAUCAUGAACACCUCUGUGCCGGAGCAGGAUGAAGCCUCCGUGGAGAACAGCCCUCUGGGCAACUUCCUGAAAGGUUUUGUUGAUGUCCCUUCCUGCCAUGUAGUUAUCUCCAAAGACGGGAGGAGCUCCAAACCAUUUGUCUUCACCAUCCAUUCCCAGCAGAUGACCCACCCAUCCCAGUCGCUGGACGUGGCGACAGACACGCAGGAGGAGCUCAACGACUGGGUGGCCAAGAUCCGGGAGGCCACGCAGAAUGCAGAUGCCAGGAUGCAGGAGGGGAAGAUCAUGGAGCGGAGGAAGAAGAUUGCCCUCGAGCUCUCCGAACUGGUUGUUUACUGCCGCCCGGUGCCUUUUGACGAAGAGAAGAUUGGCACGGAAAAAGCCUGUUACAGGGACAUGUCUUCCUUCCCGGAGACCAAGGCGGAGAAGUAUGCCAACCGUGGGAAGGGCAAGAAGUUCCUUCAGUACAACCGCCGGCAGCUAAGUCGCAUCUACCCCAAGGGGCAGCGCCUGGACUCCUCCAACUACGACCCACUGGCCAUGUGGAUCUGCGGAAGCCAGUUGGUGGCCCUCAAUUUCCAGACCCCCGACAAGCCUAUGCAGCUGAACCAGUCGCUCUUCAUGCUGGGGGGCCGCAGCGGAUAUGUGCUGCAGCCGGACAUCAUGCGGGACGAGCUCUUUGACCCCUUCGACAAGAGCAGCCUGAAGCACGUGGAGCCAAUCACCGUUCAGCUGCAGAUCCUGGGGGCCCGGCACCUCCCCAAGAACGGACGCAGCAUCGUUUGCCCCUUUGUGGAGGUGGAGGUCUGUGGCUCCGAGUUCGACAACAGCAAAAACAAGACGGAUGUCGUAGCUGACAAUGGCCUCAAUGCGGUUUGGCUCCUCAAGCAGUUUGUCUUUGACAUCAACAACCCCGAGUUUGCCUUUCUGCGCUUUGUGGUCUACGAGGAGGACAUGUUCAGCGACCCAAACUUCCUGGCUCAAGCCACCUUCCCUGUCAAGGGCCUCAAAACAGGUUACAGGUCGGUGCCCCUCAAGAACAGCUACAGCGAGGACCUCGAACUCGCUUCCUUGCUGAUCCACAUUGAAAUUGUCAAUGCCAAGGAAGAAGAUGACGAGAACCUCUACUCCUCCAUCCAGCAAUUGCGCGAUCGUGCCAACGAACUCUCCAACCAAGUGUCCGGCUUCGAGCACAGCAACAACGGCGACUCUCGCUACCAGCAGCGGCUGGACGAGCUGCGAGCGGCUCAGGAGCGCCUCAUGGAGCUGACGGAAGUGCGCAACAGGAAGUUGAUGGAGAAGAAGAAGCGAGACCGGCAGCUGGCCAACAAGCGGAACUGAAGCAGGGCCAGCGUCCCUGGCUCGCCCGUGCCACUGGGGGGGCCUGGAGGCAGCCUCUUCCUUCUCCCCACCAAGUCCCAAAAUGGCCUUUCCUACCAGCCACUGCCCAGACAGUUCUCUGCUGCCCAAGUCCCAGCUGGCUGGUUUCCUGGUGCCCGGGAGCAGAGGCUGAGGCGGCCACAGCAAGAACGCCCCCCAGGGGUGAUGGGAAGCAGGAAUCCGAGUGGACUGACCGCCUGCGGGGAUGGAGACCCCCCAAGUUCCCGCAGGCCCCAUUACGGACGUCGGACAUGGGCCUUGUCGAAAAGUUUGCUUGAGCUUAAUUUUAACCCGUAGUGGAGGA
This is a messenger RNA of Podarcis raffonei (Aeolian wall lizard), 5146 nucleotides long. RefSeq names its product 1-phosphatidylinositol 4,5-bisphosphate phosphodiesterase gamma-1-like. The coding region runs from base 901 to 4803 and encodes 1300 amino acids. The record is from RefSeq and is a predicted model, not a curated record. Gene Ontology annotation, molecular function: phosphatidylinositol-4,5-bisphosphate phospholipase C activity; protein binding; calcium ion binding. Gene Ontology annotation, biological process: phosphatidylinositol-mediated signaling; positive regulation of epithelial cell migration; phospholipid catabolic process. Lineage: Eukaryota; Metazoa; Chordata; Lepidosauria; Squamata; Lacertidae. The transcript has 31 exons.